This is a messenger RNA of Daucus carota subsp. sativus, 1668 nucleotides long. RefSeq lists its product as uncharacterized. Lineage: Eukaryota; Viridiplantae; Streptophyta; Magnoliopsida; Apiales; Apiaceae. The coding region runs from base 382 to 1581 and encodes 399 amino acids. The transcript has a single exon. The record is from RefSeq and is a predicted model, not a curated record.
AAUAUCGGAUUUUUAAUAUCAGACAAAAUGAAAAAUCUGAAUAACUUGUGCAAUGAAAAUGUAGGUAUGUAUACUAGAUGGAGUUGCUUAGGGUUCUGCUUCUGCAUGAGUUGUUGAUAAGAAAUUAAAGUAGAAGUAACAAGAGAGUCAGAGCUCCACGUGCUUCUGGGAACUCUCUCCCUUGAGACUUCAGUCCCCCCACUCCAUUCUUCUUUAACUUGCUGCAUUUAACCAUCUUCAUUUUCAUUUCUUCUCCUGCUAUUAUCACCAUCAUCUACAUUCCACAUUAAAUCUCUCUCUCUCUCUCUCUCUCUCCCCACAUUGUUGUGCACUUCAAGCUUUUCUCAUUAGUAGUUCCUCAAAACAGAAAAAUCAAGAAAGAUGGCAAUGGAAGUGGUUCAAGAAGAUUGUGGAGACAUGAGCAUGCUAUGCACAGACCAUCCAUACAAAAACAACACACCAGGGGGAAUAUGUGCUCUUUGUCUCCAAGAAAAGCUAGGCAAACUAGUCUCCUCUUCUUUCCCCAUAACAAUCUUCCCCUCCUCUUCCUCCUCUUCAUCUCCAUCUUUCAGAUCUGAUCAAACCUUCACCACCACCACAACCACUACCUCCUCAGUCGUUCCCAUUCGCACAAUAACACCAUCUUCAGUUUUAUCAAACACCCAGAAUGAAUGUCACCACCACCACAGCUUCAAAAUCUCCAAAAUCCCCUACCUUCUCACACACAAGAAGAAGAAAAACAAAAGCUUAUCUGCUACAAACUCGAAUAACUCCAACAAUGCCAUGAUCUUCAGGAGAAGCAAAUCCACCGCCACCCCUCGUCGAGGAAUGUGUUUUAACAACGAACUGGAAGAUAGUGCCCAACAUAAAAAGAGAUUCUGGUCAUUGAGGCAUUUCAACAAACAUCUUUCAGGCAAGAACUUCCCGGACAUUAAACAGAUCAGUUCACCGUCGUCUUCGAGCACUGGCAACAUGGGGUCAUUCUCAAGGUCAAGAAAGAGAAGUUCCAAGAAAGAAGAGGUGAUUGUAGUGGAAGAAAAUGACAGUCCGGAGCAAGUUUCAUUUGGCCGGAAAGUUUCACGAUCAAGAUCCGUCGGCUGUGGUAGCCGGAGUUUCUCCGGCGACUUUUUCGAGCGUAUCUCAACCGGGUUCGGAGACUGCACACUCCGGCGAGUAGAAUCACAACGAGAAGGCAAAUCAAAAUCUCGCCGCUCCGGCGCCGGAACUGUCGCCGGCGGCCCAGAUAGCAUCAAGCAAAGACCAAAAUGCGGUGGUUUAUUUAGUGGGUUUAUGAUAACCUCCUCUUCAUCGUCGUCGUCUUCAUCUUCAUAUUGGGUUUCGUCUUCAACCGACGAAAACAACAACAACAAUAAUUUAAAUGUGAAGCCCACGGCGGCCGGAGCUGCCGUGGCAGCGGUGGCAGGACAGUUAGCUCAGAGCAGGAGCAAGACUUGGGGCUGGGCAUUUGCAAGCCCAAUGAGGGCUUUUAGUAAGCCCAAGAGAAAUGGAGGAUCUGUUAGUAAUAAAAAUGGCGGCCCAAACUUAUCUGCAGUUCCUUCUUUGUUGGCUGUGAGAAGUUGAGCAUUUGAAGCUUUGUUUCCUUUGGUAUUGUCACUAAAAAUCUUCUACACUCUUUAGAUUCUAAAUAAAUUCCUUUGUUUUUGUUAA